AUGUCCUUGGAGCCCAAGCCAGAAAAGUACUCGCUCAGAAAGAGUCGAGCUCCUGUUGGUGACUGGAAGCAAUUCGCCAGCUCCAACCUCGAAAACAUCAGCACCUCUAACAGAUUGCCCUCCAGCACCUCCAUCCAGCAGCAUCUUCACACCAAGUCCUCCAGUGUCAACCAUAACAGCAACAACUCUGCCAGCGACAACAACAGAGCACAGACAGCGGUUAAGGAUGAGAAGAUAACAAAGUUGGUCCAACGACGAUUGUCCAUGAAGUACCAAGUGAACGACUACAACUUCAACGACAUCGUCAAACAGCAAAACAACAUCAUCAAGAACAACAAUCUCAGCAAUGACCCCAACAUUCUCAUUGACAGUGGUAUCCCUGCUUUGCCCUCAAAUUCAAACCAAUUGAUCUCCAUCAACAAGACCCGCCAAAAUGCCCUGCAGUCAAACACAACCCACCACAAACAAUCGUCCUCUUUAACAAUUGACUACAACCCCUUUGGCUACAAUUCAACGUCAGUUUCCCAGCUUGCAAAUUCUGCCAACAAAACACCCUCUCAUUCAAGAAAAUCAUCCAGAGAAUUUGCUCAUCAAAGACAACUAUCUUCUCCCAGACUACAUAAAAAGGAUUCUCCCUCACAUAAUUUACUAGUAAAUCUCUCCUCAAAAAACUUUGAUCCAGAUUUAUUCAUAAUAAAAAACUUGAAAAACUCAAAUGCAGUUCAAAUUGAAAAUUUUAAUAAUAACCUAAUCAAUUUAAAUACAAAAUUAGAUAAUGACAUUAAAUCAAACCUUAUAAACUCUUUUGAAAAAAUACUAAUAGUUAAUAAAAAUUUCAAUACCAUUCAAUUCAAUUUAAAAUUCCUUAAAUCAAAUUUCAAUGCUCUCAAUGCAAUCUUAUCUCAAAUGAAUGAUUCUUCUUUAGCCAGAAUCCAAAUUGAAGAUGAAAUUAGUAAACAAAAUAAUCUCAACAACGCUAAUACAGAUAAUUUCCAUCCUAAUAAUUCUGUCAACUCAAACUUAUCCCUUCAAAAAAGUGCUUCCCUCUCAACUAGAAGAAAUAAAAGAGAUCGAUCAUCUGUUAUGUUUUUAGAGAAAAAAUGGUCAAAUGAAUUAACUUCGCUAUUUAAAAACGUAGAAGGCUCUCAAAGACUAAUAUUAAACUCAAUUAACAAUAACAAUAUACUAAACCCGUCAAACUAUAAUAACGUUAAUAAUAUUUAUAACAAUAAACAUUUACUAACCUUUUCCAAAAAUUGGCUAGAAUUAAACAACGCCACUUAUAAACCAGUUAAAUCUUCAUAUUUCUAUUUACUAAAUGACUCUUUACUAAUAGCUUCAAACAAGAAAAAACUAUCAAAUUUAUCCAUAAAUGAUAACACUGCGCAAAAUAAUACUGAUCAAAACAAUAAUAAAAAUAAUGAUAAUAAUAACAACAACAUUGGAAACACAAUUAAUGAAGACCAAUUCAACUCAGAUUUUGACAUGAAUAAUAACGGCAAAUUCAAUUUUUAUAAUUCUCAGUCAUUAAUCGCUGACCAGUGUUGGCCUUUGAGAGAAAUUCAAUUAAUCGAAUUAAAUCCAAAUGAUGAUAAUAUUAACUCUAAUAACAAAACCAAAACAAUAAAUUUCAAAUAUCGCUCUUUAAGUUAUAUAUAUCAAACUAAUGAUUUAAACCAGUAUUAUAGAUUUACUUCAUUAUUUAAAAAUGCCAAGAUUAAACUAAACAGUAUAACCGAACAGGAAUCGAUUAAACAAAAAAAAAUUAAUGAUUCAAUUGCAAUAUUAUCUUCAAGCUCAAAUCCAAUUUCAAGUUCAAGUUCAAGUUCAAGUACAAACCUAACUUUAAGCAAUAGCAAUAAUGGUAAUAUUAUUAAUAAUAAUAAUGGUAGUAGUACUUUUAAUACAAAAUUUAAUGGAUCCUCACUAAUUUUGAACCAAAAUAAUAAAAACUCUAGAAGAAAAUCGGCAUAUUUACAAGAUUUAUCGAUUAGAAUACACUCAAGAUCUUUUUCAAACUCAAAUGUCAAUUUUGAAAACAGUGAAGAAGACUUGUCUCAAGCAAACAACCCCACAAAGGCUAAUACUGCUAUGAGCAAUUAUGAAAUUAAUAAUGAAUUAGAAGGAAUAAUAAAUGAAAUAAAACGAAUUGAUAAUUUGAUUGAUGAGUUGGAUGUGAAUAUUGCUCAUCAUAAAUUUAAUGAUUCAGUCAAUUUAAUUAAUGAUUUGAAAAGCAGUUUGAAUAAUAAUUGUGAGAAAAAUUUGAACAAAUUGAUUAAUAAUAAUAUAAAAAAUGAAGCCAAUAACAACACUGGUAGUAAUGGUGGUACCACGAAUAACAAUAACAAUCUUAGUCAAUCUAAUAUUAAUUCUAUUGAGGAAUACUUGAUUUUGAUUCAAGUUUUGAAAUUAAAAAUUAAUGAAAGGUUGGAUCAAUUAAUUAACGAUAUCUUGUAUGAAAUCAACAAUCAAAUUAAUUUUUCAAAUUCAUUUUCGAGUAAUUUAAAUUCAAAUUCAAUUAAAAAUUUAAUCAUACAACUUAAAAAUUUAAAAUUGAUUAAUAAAGCACAAAUAUCAUUAUUAAAUGCGAAAUCUAGUUUAAUAGCAAAAUUGAUUAAGAAAAUUGAGAUCAAUGGAGAUCUAAUUGAUUAUAUCAAUCAAAUGACUAUCAUUCGAUUUCAAAAUAUUAAGCUAUCGAUUUUGUUGUUUAAGGAUUGUUUUCCGGAGUUGGAAUAUCAAAGUUUGAUUGUGAAUUGGUCAAUAAAGGAAAUCAAAUUGCAUUUUGAUCUAUUACAAAGACAGUUAUUUGAUAUUAAAAUUUUGAAUGAUAAAGAGAAUGAUAGGUUGUAUAUCUAUGAGACAAAGUUACAAAUAUCUGAAUUGAAGAAAGUUGGAUUGGAUGUUGAGUUUUUAAUGAAUGAUUUUUAUAUUUUAUUGAAGAAACAAAAUCAGUAG
Messenger RNA from Ascoidea rubescens DSM 1968, 2955 nucleotides. RefSeq names its product exocyst subunit EXO84 (gene EXO84). The transcript has a single exon. The coding region runs from base 1 to 2955 and encodes 984 amino acids. The record is from RefSeq and is a predicted model, not a curated record. Lineage: Eukaryota; Fungi; Ascomycota; Saccharomycetes; Ascoideales; Ascoideaceae.